GCUCUUAUAGGAGGUCUGGGGGAGGCUAUGGGGGGGCCCUAUAAGGACUAUAGGGGUCCGGGUUGGGAUUUGGGGCCCCUUUGGGCUCCUUCCGCUUUCAUCGAGCACCAAAAUGAGGGCAAAAACCCAUUGCUUUUUGGGGCUUUCUCCGGGUGGGAUCAAAAAAGCGAAGAACCACCGUUGCCCAAAAGCGAACAGAAAUGGCCCAAAAUCCUCCUUUUUUUGCCCUCUUUCUCCUCAGAUUUCCUCUUCAAAUUCCUGGUGAUCGGGAGCGCCGGCACCGGAAAAUCCUGUCUGCUGCACCAGUUCAUCGAGAACAAAUUCAAACAGGAUUCCAACCACACGAUCGGGGUAGAAUUUGGCUCCAAAGUGGUCAACGUUGGUGGGAAGACGGUGAAGCUCCAGAUCUGGGACACGGCCGGGCAGGAAAGGUUCAGGUCAGUGACCAGGAGUUACUACCGGGGCGCAGCCGGCGCGUUGCUGGUCUACGACAUCACCAGCCGGGAGACAUACAACGCGUUGACCAACUGGCUGACGGACGCCCGGACGCUCGCCAGUCCCAACAUCGUCAUCAUCCUCUGCGGAAACAAGAAGGAUUUAGAUGCCGAUCGGGAAGUGACCUUCUUGGAAGCUUCACGCUUCGCUCAGGAGAACGAGCUCAUGUUCUUGGAAACCAGCGCCUUGACGGGGGAGAACGUGGAAGAGGCCUUCCUCAAAUGCGCCCGGACCAUCCUGAACAAAAUUGAGUCGGGUGAACUCGAUCCCGAGCGAAUGGGUUCGGGGAUCCAAUACGGAGACGCUUCUCUCCGCCAUCUCCGCCAACCUCGGGGUUCCGCCGCCCCCCAACGUCAGCCGUGCACCUGCUGAGCCCCGAUCUCGUGCCUCGACGGAGCCCCUUCCGACGCCGAUGGGAUUCCGACGGAUUCACUUCGGUGUCAUCGUCACCCCCUGAACCCCAAUAUCGUCCUCAAAGGGGUUUUGGGGGGUCCCUCUGCCCCCCAAGCCGCCUUCUAUGGGGUUUUGGGGUCCCUCUGCCCCCCAAGCCGCCUUCUAUGGGGUUUUGGGGUCCCUCUGCCCCCCAAGUCGCCCUCUGUGGGGUUUUGGGGUCCC
Molecule: messenger RNA, 1110 nt
Organism: Cuculus canorus (common cuckoo)
Lineage: Eukaryota; Metazoa; Chordata; Aves; Cuculiformes; Cuculidae
Product: ras-related protein Rab-4B
Exons: 7
Coding region: 28-867 (279 amino acids)
Biological process (GO): Rab protein signal transduction; regulation of endocytosis
Cellular component (GO): endosome
Molecular function (GO): GTP binding; GTPase activity
Source: RefSeq, a predicted model, not a curated record